Molecule: messenger RNA, 874 nt
Organism: Triticum dicoccoides
Lineage: Eukaryota; Viridiplantae; Streptophyta; Magnoliopsida; Poales; Poaceae
Exons: 1
Source: RefSeq, a predicted model, not a curated record
UUCUCCCCGCGCCUCGACGACAUCUGGUCCGUCCACAGCUGCCGCCACGGCCGCGUCCUCUUCACCAGCAGCGCCCGUACCGGCAGGGGCUGCCGCCAGGUCCUAGUGUGGGAUCCCGUCACAGGCGACCGCCGCUGCAUAGGCAGUCCAACGCAGCUGGGUGGUCACGACUGGAGCGAGUCCCGUGUGCAAGCGGAUGUGCUCUGUGCUGCCGGCGACAAGGGCCACGUGCAUGGUGCCUGCCAUUCGAGCCCCUUCAAGGUGGUCUUGGCGUGCGUCAGCAAGGGCGUCGCACGAGCUUGUGUCUACUCGUCGGAGAUGGGAGCCUGGGCCGAUCUCAUCUCAACCUUGGUUCCAUUUGAUAUGUCUCCUUCUCUUGGCAGUAGAAGCAUCCUGCUUGGGAAUUCACUGUGCUGGUUCAUUUUUGGCCCUCAGGUGGAUAUCCUUGAGCUUAAUUUCGACAGACAGAGCCUAGCCGUGAUCGAGGUGCCACCACAUGCCUACGCCAACCAUCAGGGACUUUAUUUGAGUACUCUGGGUGGCGCGCUUGGUUUCAUCGUCAUGUCGGAAUCCUACAAAGCACAACUAUGGGAGAGGACAACUGAUUUUGACGGUGUUGCUGGGUGGAUGCCGGGACAGACUAUCGAGUUGCGCAGGCUUCUCCCUCUGAAAUCAGGGGAGUGGAUCAAAAGAGUAAUGUUUAUUGCUGGGGAUGAAUCUGAUAAUGUGGCAUUUCUGUCAACAUCUAGGGGCAUCUUCAUGGUCCAUCUCGAGUCAUUGCAGUUUGAGGAGAUCUUUAAAAGCAACCCUGAUAAUCGGCUGUCCACUAUCUAUCCAUAUCCAUUCAAAAGUUUCUUUGCUGCUGCUGCUGCAG